Molecule: messenger RNA, 3759 nt
Organism: Crotalus tigris (Tiger rattlesnake)
Lineage: Eukaryota; Metazoa; Chordata; Lepidosauria; Squamata; Viperidae
Gene: TNFSF13B
Product: TNF superfamily member 13b
Exons: 6
Coding region: 2125-2955 (276 amino acids)
Biological process (GO): immune response
Cellular component (GO): membrane
Molecular function (GO): tumor necrosis factor receptor binding; receptor ligand activity
Source: RefSeq, a predicted model, not a curated record
UGUUCCCAAGCAGCCCCCACCCCACAGUCCUUCGAGGCGACGAUCACUCAUCCUCUCUUUUCCCAGAUCCCAGGUGUUAACAUUGUUCCACCCCUUUUCCCUCACUGCCGGCAAAAGAGAGACUUCAGAGAGAUAGUAGAUGAAAGACGAUGGCCAUAUUGUUAUAGUCAGUCCUCUUGAUGAGAAUCAACAUCCAGUCCUUUAAACCCCCUUGCUUCCUCCUCCCUUUUCGUAGUAUGACAGAAUCCACAGAGAGUAAGAAAUGGGUUUUUUUUUCAGAGUAGGUAGCUAGAAAUGAAAUAUAAUUGGAUUCUGACAUCACAGAAUUUAUGAGUACAUACUAUCAGAUUUUCAGUUAUAUUCUAGGAUAGAUAGAUAGAUAGAUAGAUAGAUAGAUAGAUAGAUAGAUAGAUAGAUAGAUAGAUAGAUAGAUAGAUAGAGAUAAUAGGUAGGUAGGUAGAGAUCCUUUGGGUUACUAAUUCCUGAUGACUACCUGGUUAAGUCACUGCAGUUUUCUUGGCAAGAUUUCAGAAAUGGUUUGCCAUUGCCUCCUUCAUAGGGCUAAGAGACUGUGACUGGCUGAAGGUCGCCAAUUUGUUUUGUGCCUAAUGCAGAACUAGAACUUACAAUCUCCCAGUUUCUAGCUUGGUGGCUUAACCAUUACCAAGAUGGCUCUACAAUAAUCAUAAAUAUAAUAGAGGUACUGUAGCCCUUGUUUAACAGCUGUCUUGUUUAGCGAUCUUUUGCAGUUAUGGUGAUGAAAAAGUAAAUUCUUCCAUUUAUGACCUUCACAGGUCUGUAAAGCAAAGAAAAGCUGAGCUAAGACCAUUACUACAGUUGUCAUUUCACUUAGCAACCAUUUUGCUUAAUGAUCAAGUUGCUGGUCCCAAUUAUGGUUUCCUCAGACCAUGAUGCCAAAAACACUUGCAAAAUGGAGUUGUAAAAAACACUUGGUCCUCAGGAGAGAAAUAGAGGAAAGACCUUCAUUGAUGUUUCUAUUAUGGAACUUUGGGACACCUAGUCAAGACUUGAAGAGCUAAAGUAGAAAGUCUCUGGGUCAUGCUUGUGGAAGCAAUUACAUUGCCACUUAAUUUAAUGGGCAAUAUACCAUCAACUGAAAGCUAGGAACCCAGAUACCAAGCAGGAGACAAUCUUCUACUGCAUCAAGAGAAUUAGCCACUUUAAAAGAGUUUCUGGACUGAUUUACGGUUAUGAUGAUCAGACAGAUUAUAGAAAGAAAAGUAUUAUAAUGUAACUAUACAGAGAGAGAUUAGAAUAUCAUAAGAAUAUCAUGUCAUUUAUUUUUUCUUUCUUUUUCUUUUUUCUUUUUUUCUUUUUGUCUUCUUUAUUUUAUAUAAGUUGUGUUCGUUUUUAUCUUCUUGUUUAAAAGUUGUAAUGGCAUAUAUGGGGGAGCUAGAUGGCAGAUUGGUUAGAACAUUGAUUCUUGACAUGGGUUCAAAUCCUGAUUGGUACCCAUCUUACUAGUAAGGGUCUUUGGGCAAAGAUCCUCAAGCACUUUACCUGCCUGCCUCAGAUAUGAGACCAACAGGAACUAAGAGAAUCAGGCCAACUUGAAUAUCACCAGGAAUAACAAGGUCCACUACUAGGACAAUCUAAAGGUAAGUGGGCUAAUGGAAGAAACUAUACAUGGAUGAGACAAGAACAUCUGGAAUGCUACUAUGACAGCAGACUUAAUGAGAGGGGAUGUAUGUAGCAUAAGAGGGGACUAUAAAUGGACAGAAGUCCCACUUUUCUUUUUAAUCUCCCACCCCACACAAAUGCACUCAUUUGUCAAAGAGGAAAUUAUUGCCCAGCUGCAAAAUGCAAUUGCAUUGGUAGAAAUUGUGCAGUCAGGCAAGGUCAUGGGGCUGCAUAACAAGGAUAAUCGGUAAUAAAUGAGGCAGAAACCAAAAUGAGGAAGAUUCAUUGCCAAAAUACAAAAAUAGAGCUUUACAUUGUGCAGAUGCAGAGCAGAAGCAACAUACGUGGCAUCAGCAGGUUCUCAUGACCGGAAGCACGCAGUAUGGGAUUUUGAGCAUAUAGCUUGGAUGCAACUGGCAAAAUGUUUGUAUUGCACAGAAUAAGAAGCAGCUGAAGUUUCUUCUUGGCUUUAAUAAAGAAGUCAUGAAAUCUAUGAAUUUCCCACGAGAAAAAGGCAAUACCUUCACGACUUGUGGAUCUUCCCCCUCUUCUCCUUCUGUUAAUGGCUUUGAUUGUAAAGGGCUCCUAUUCAUCUUUCUUGGACUUGCAGUGUUUGUCUCCUUUUGCCUGGCAGCAGCAUCCCUUUACUAUGUUGUUGCACUAAAAACAGAACUAGCAGUCCUAACCAGCAAGCUGAAUGGCAGGAUUCAGGCAAGGAAUUCACUUCCACGGCUUGAUGAACCCAAGGCAGCCAGCCCCUUCACUUCAUACUGGAAGAUGGCCAACGCAGCUUCUAGCCAGGGAAUUGUUUUGGGAUCACAUCGAGGAAACCGAAACAUAAUGUGGACUGGAGACAGACACAGGGGGAAAAGAUCCCCCUCUCAGAGAGGAGAAACAGUAUUACAGUCGUGUCUGCAAUUGAUGGCUGACAGCAGAAGUGCCAUUCAGCAACAUGAUGAUUCAAGUAUAGUUCCCUGGCUUCUUAGCUUUAAAAGAGGAACAGCUCUGGAAGAACAUGGAAAUAAAAUACUGGUCAGAGAAACUGGCUACUUCUUCAUAUAUGAUGAAAUGUUUGUAAUGGGACAUUUGAUUCAGAGGAAAAAAGCCCACGUUGUUGGAGAUGAUCUCAGUCUGGUUACAUUAUUUCGUUGCCUGCAAAACAUGCCUGAAACCUCUCCUAACAAUUCUUGUUAUACAGCAGGUGUUGCAAAAUUAGAAGAAGGAGAUGAACUUCAGCUUACCAUACCACGCACAAGUGCCAAAAUAGUCUUGAAUGGAGAUGUCACAUUUUUUGGUGCAGUCAGACUUCUGUGAAAGUCUUUUUGAUGUGCACCAAGAUAUUUCAGGAAUUAUGAAAUAAUUUGAAAUCAUUAUGGGGGUUUGUUGCAUAUUACCUCUUCAGUAAGUUGAGUGAUGGGUUUUUUUUUAAAAAAAGGUAUUAACUUAUUCAGAAAGAGGAAAUCCUACUCAUGCUUCUCGUGCACUACCCUCUCAUGUGUGGAUUACCAGAAAUGAAACUUUUCUUGUGAAAAUAUAAAUAGCUUUAUUAUGUAAGAAGAGUUGAACUUCUGUUGAAUCAAUUCUGGAGUGCAAAGUCUGUUCACAAAUGGUCAUCCUUCUGAGCCCAACAAAGUCACAGACAGGACAAGGUGUAAAUAUCUCAACUUUACCUACAUUGCCUCCAAGCAACUGCAACUGGAGAAUCAAGAUUCGCAUCUUGCAAUCUGCAGAAGAGGAAGAAAGAAAUCAUACUGCAUCUGAACAGCAUCAAGUAUCCUACAGAGAGCAAUAAAAAUAUGAACUAUAGCAGGAAGUACAUGGUUCCUCUUUAGGACACCCAUGAACAUGGUUUCAGAUAUGAACAUAAAUCAAAAUAAUGUUUAUAUGAUUCUUAUUCAAGUAACUAUGCUAUACCAGAAUGCUAUAGUUAAAGGGCUAAGCAAGCCAUGGGGUGUAUUUUCUAUUUGUCAUCUUAUUUACUAAUAAUCUGCAGAUAUUCUUGAUUUUAAGUACUUAAACAUUAAUUCACUUAUUAUUCAGACUGAAUAUGUGUAUCGGCACUCAUUGUAAAUUUUAGUUCAUUUGUAUUGUCUUUGAAAUAUAAAAAACCACAGCAAA